This is a messenger RNA of Microthlaspi erraticum, 663 nucleotides long. NCBI's taxonomy places the organism in Eukaryota, Viridiplantae, Streptophyta, Magnoliopsida, Brassicales, Brassicaceae. The record is from the annotation of a GenBank genome assembly.
AUGGCUGCUUCACACUGCAUUUUUGAGCCGCCUGAAUUCUCUGAUCAUUCACCGGGGCAUGUGAAGUAUUUUACUCCUCCUCCCACCUUUGAAACACGGCCGUUCAAAUUCUUUAAUUUUGUUACAAAGCUUCCUUCGUUUCUGCCUUGUAUCAAAGAAGCCUGGUUAGUGGCAGGAGAGACUGCUCAAUCUUUGAAAACAGUGGGAUACAAGCUAAAAACCUUGAAACCUUCUAUCAAAACUCUUUGCAAGGAAAAGUUUAGCGACUUGGAAAACAGAGUACUUCAAGCUAAUACUGAACUGAAGGAUAUACAGCUAAGAGUUCUAAACAACCCCACUACGGUGAAUAUGCAGUUGGAACGAUCUGCGAGAGAUAAGUGGCUGCAGUUACGGUUAGUUGAGGAAAGCUUUUUCAGGCAGAGAUCAAGAAUUAAGUGGUUAGCAGAGGGUGAUUUUGACACGAGAUUCUUUCAUCUAGUCACCAAAGCCAGGAAUGCGGCAAACGCAAUCAAAUACCUAAAAAAACCAGAUGGAUCAAGGACCUCUUCUCUGCAGGAGGUUCACCUUUUAGCGCAGUCUUAUUACGGGAGAAUCUAUAAUACGCUGAAAGGUGAUUUCUGUCCUUUCUUAGAUAUUUUCCUCAACAGGACAAUAACCAAGUGA